Molecule: messenger RNA, 402 nt
Organism: Morchella sextelata
Lineage: Eukaryota; Fungi; Ascomycota; Pezizomycetes; Pezizales; Morchellaceae
Exons: 9
Coding region: 1-402 (133 amino acids)
Source: RefSeq, a predicted model, not a curated record
AUGAGUUUGGCUCAUGCCCCUUGGUCCUUCCAGUUCCUUCUCACCCUGAUAUACCUCGAAGUUCCCGUCAACAUCCGAUUCCAACUUCAGGAAACAGUGGGCCCGACAGCUGUUAAAACCCCCAAGCCAACAGAACUAUCCCACGAAGGAGAAGGCUGCUCGAAGAGCGUCUGGACAUGCUCACUUAUGCGGGCCAUUCCCUGGGGCGUGAAGGCUCCUGAAAGCAAUCGUGGAAUCGAUCCCGGUGCCGGCUCCAACAGCCAGGAUAUGACAAGAGAUGGUAUGGUGGAGUUGGAGAGUUGGUGGGGUGAACAGCAUCAACAGCGGGAAGGACUCUUUGGGAUAUCAAAUAUGAAAGCGUAUCAAUUUCAGGAUCAACAGGGGGCCUUCACAAAGUGCUAG